GUAAACUUUUGUUUAUCCACAGUUCAGCCCUUAGCAACAGUGGAGCUCGUAACAAAACACAAAGCCCACUUGUAAUCGGGUUAUCGUGGGAAGCGUUGGUGUAAAUGUCUUUUAUCGUCGGCUCGAUUACUCAUUCAAACGUCGCCAAGUCUGAUUGAAUUCAGUAGAACGGAUUUAUCUGUCCGUAAAAGCAUUUAAAGUGAAGUUUUUAAGACAGUUGGGGGUGAAAUAACGACAGUUUAAAAUGAGCAACGAUAUUGAUCCCCAUAUUACUGAGAAAUAUGAAAUUAAACGAAGACUUGGAAAGGGCGCAUACGGGAUUGUGUGGAAAGCAUUGGAUAAACGCACAGGACAAACUGUCGCACUGAAAAAGAUUUUUGAUGCCUUCAGAAAUAGCACAGAUGCUCAAAGGACGUUCCGUGAAAUAAUGUUCCUUCAGGAAUUCGGAGACCACGACAACAUCAUAAAACUGUUGAAUGUAUUAAAAGCCGAUAAUGAUCGUGAUAUAUACCUCGUUUUUGAGUUCAUGGACACUGAUUUACAUCAUGUGAUUAAAAAAGGCAAUAUUUUGAAAGACAUUCAUAAGCAAUAUAUUAUGUAUCAAUUGUUAAAAGCCACCAUGUAUCUGCAUUCUGGAAAUGUCAUUCACAGAGAUCAUAAGCCUUCAAAUAUCCUACUUGAUAGUGACUGCUUUGUAAAAAUAUGUGAUUUUGGCCUGGCCCGAUCCCUAACCCAACUUAAACAGGAGGAGCAAGGCAAUCCUGCCCUCACAGAAUAUGUCGCUACAAGGUGGUAUCGUGCCCCAGAAAUUUUGCUUGCAUCCCCGAGAUACACUAAAGGUGUUGAUAUGUGGUCAGUGGGGUGCAUUUUAGGGGAACUACUAUUGGGAAAACCUCUUUUCCCAGGUACAUCCACAUUAAAUCAAAUCGAACGAAUAAUGAGCAGCAUUCCAAAGCCAUCUCGAAUAGAAAUUGAUUCUAUCAAAUCAGAGUAUGGCCAUUCCAUACUGGAAAGGGCAAGUCUUAGGCCGAAAAGGCCGCUUGAAGACAUGCUGCCAGGUAUUUCAAAUGAUGCAAUGGAUCUUUUAAAAAGUUUAUUAGUAUUCGAUCCAGAGAAAAGGCCUUCUGCUAGGGAGUGCUUGAAACAUCCAUAUGUUUCAAGGUUUCACAAUGCGAAGUCAGAAAUCAGCCUGGAUUAUGACGUCAUUCCCCCAGUGGACGAUGACACUCAGCUGACCGUUGCUGCAUACAGAAAUAAACUGUACGAAAUGAUCACCCAGAAAAAAGCAGAAAUGCGAAGACAGAAAAGAUCGGUAUUGCUGGAAAAACAACAGAUACAAGUAGAUAAACAGCAACGUGAUGUUCGUAGUGCUGGUGAUGGGAAGAUGGUGGUGCAACAGCAAGAAUACGAAAAAGAACAAAACAGAAAAAACAGUCACCACAAAAUUAUCAAACCGAGAGAACAGACAUCCCAGCCACCAGCUGAGCCAAAUAAUGUCUAUACGCAAAAGACUGUGCAGUAUGAGGUAACUCCUGAAAAACCACCAUCUCACGUUCAACACCAUCAAAUUGAAGCCACGUCUGCCCCAGAAAAGCAAUAUCAUUACCCCUCACAUCAAAAUCAUUCUGCUGAAAAGACACAACAGUACCAACGAGCUCAGUAUGGUGUUGCUUUUGGACGAACUGUUAAAAUAUCAUCCCCUCAAAACCAAAAUCAUCGAGUUUCAAGCAUGCAAUCAAGGGUACAUUCAGCUGGAAAACCCGUUCACAGACAGAAUAGUUUUGAAGGAUCGUACGGUCGAGCGCGACAAAAUUCUGCGCCACUUAAUGGAGGGCAUCGCCCAAGAUCACUAACCCAACAGUUUAAUGCCAACCACAACCAUCAGGUUUUGACAAGGCAAGAUAACCCAACACUCAACGUAGGCAGCACAAGAUUGAACCAAAGACCAUCUUCUGCAACUCCACCAAGAGCUGGUCGGAAGCCAAUUAAUGGGAUGUAUAAGAAUGCCUCGUCAACGGGAAGUCCCAAGCAAAAACUUAACAGUUAUUCACAAGGGUAUGGGGUGAUUAACCACUCUGCUAUGCAAAUGGUGCAUGCACGAAAGUGAGUUACACGAAAAACUCAAUAAAAUGUGAAUAAAAAGCAAUGCUACUAUCAUGAACUACAGCAAACUGACAUGUUGUUAUCUUGAAAAUCAUAUGGCAAACUGUGCUCUUAUGACGUAUAGUACAUAUACAGUGAAGUGCAUAGUUAAUGUGUUACUUUAAGGUGCUUUUCUUCAAUAUUUAAAUAUAUAGUAUUUUAUUCAAACUUAUAUGCCCUUUUACUUCAUAUUUUGAAUAUGUUAUGAAUUGAUUUGAGAAUGCACUUUGAUGUAUAUUACAGUUUAAUAUGAACUCUUGAACCAAGCUUCAAAUCUGAAAUAUUACUUUUGAUGUGUAUUUUUAUAUUUUUUUCAAAAUUUUAUUACUGAAACUUUCAAGUGUUUAGUUCCUCUCCAAAUAAAGGUUUUUCAGUCAAAUCUGUACAACAUUUGUACAUUGGCCAUUUAGUAUCGAGUUACCUAUAAAUUUUUACACAUUACAUUAUUUUAUCAUUAAUAAUAAUUGCUUACUGAAGAUCAAGAAUUUGGCACUCACAACUCAGGGGUGCUUUGUACUUAAGACUCAGUGAGAAAAUGUAUCAGUGUAACGAAUAUAUAAUACUCCUUGUUGUUUAAAAUACAACAACUAGUCUCUAAAAGCUGCUUUUUUAUAUAUUUACUCUUGAUGAUAUUUCCUAUAUCAAACAUAUCCCAUAUGGAUGUGCUUUUGAGUUCUUGUUUCAUCUCAAAAUUGACUGUAGAUUGGCAUAUCCACACAGUAGCUGGAACUAUUCUCAAUUCAAUGAAUUGUCAUUUUUAAGAGUAAUAAACCUAUCCUAACCUCUCUAUUUCAAAAUGUUACUGGUCCCUCCAUUGAUAUAAAAUGCUUAUAAUGACCAGUAUUGUCCUUGUUUUGUGUGCCUUAGAUAUGUCUGGAUCUUAUGGAUUACUUUAUAAUAUAUGAACUUAAAAAAUGUUG
Molecule: messenger RNA, 3062 nt
Organism: Styela clava
Lineage: Eukaryota; Metazoa; Chordata; Ascidiacea; Stolidobranchia; Styelidae
Product: extracellular signal-regulated kinase 2-like
Biological process (GO): protein phosphorylation
Molecular function (GO): ATP binding; MAP kinase activity
Source: RefSeq, a predicted model, not a curated record